AUGUCCAGCCUGGGACGCCUGCUCCUGCUCCUGCUUCUGGCAGGACCGCUGUCACCCUCCUCGUUGCCACCACUGGACACCCCAGAGGGCAAGGCCACCAUUGCCAGCCUCAUCCUCUCAGCAUUGGAGAGAGCCACCUUCUUCUUAGAGAAGAGGCUGCCCGACAUCAACCUGGACGGCGUGGUGGGGUUCCGGGUGCUUGAAGUGCAGCUGAAAGGUGUUCAGGAGGAGUGGGCCCAGGACCCCCUGCUGCGGCCGCAGAGUCUGCGAGUGGGGAAUCUGAUGCGGGAGCUGGAACCUCUCCUCCACAGAUCCAUUUCCUACCUCAAGCUGAGUGACCCCCGGUACCUAAGAGAGUUCCAGCCAACCAUCCAGCCUGGAUUUUGGAAGCUCCCACACGUCUGGACACACACCAACACCUCCAUGGUAUACCCCAUGCUGGAGAUCCAGGACUCCUUCUCAGAGGAACACAGCGACCAGUGCCUAGUGCAGCUGCUGGGAACAGGGACAAACAGCAGCCGGCCCUGCAGGCUCUCAGACUUCUGCAGGACCCUCAUGACCAAGCCUGGCUGCUCAGGCUAUUGCCUGUCCCACCAGCUGCUCUUCUUCCUCUCGGCCAGAAUGAAGGGAUGCACAAGGGGGCUGUUCCACCAGAGCCAGCGCUACAUGGACCUGUUCUGCGCCAACAUGAUGGACAUGAACCACAGGGCCGAAGCCAUUGGAUACCCCUACCCCGUCCAGGACAUCUUCAUGGAAAACAUCAUGCUCUGUGGAAUCAGCGGCUUCUUUGACUUCUACAAGCUUCGGUGGCUGGAGGCCAUUCUCAGCUGGCAGAAGCUGCAGGAAGGAUGCUUUGGGAGACCUGAUACUGAAGAUGAGGGAUUCUCUAACGCCAUCCAGCACCAACAGCAUGCUCCGAGGAGAGUAAAGAGGAGAGAAAAGCUCUUUGCAGAUGGCUGCUCCUCCCACAACACAGCCAUGGCCGUGGCAGCCCUGGGUGGCUUUCUCUAUGCCCUGGCACAGUACCCUGCAGCAAACGGAGAGCUGCAGCAAGCCACACUGUCACCACCAACAGCCACUGA
Molecule: messenger RNA, 1082 nt
Organism: Pipistrellus nathusii (Nathusius's pipistrelle)
Lineage: Eukaryota; Metazoa; Chordata; Mammalia; Chiroptera; Vespertilionidae
Source: the annotation of a GenBank genome assembly